Molecule: messenger RNA, 2231 nt
Organism: Polypterus senegalus (gray bichir)
Lineage: Eukaryota; Metazoa; Chordata; Cladistia; Polypteriformes; Polypteridae
Gene: tor3a
Product: torsin family 3, member A
Exons: 6
Coding region: 342-1445 (367 amino acids)
Cellular component (GO): nuclear envelope; endoplasmic reticulum lumen
Molecular function (GO): ATP binding; ATP hydrolysis activity
Source: RefSeq, a predicted model, not a curated record
ACUCGCACGCCGCCCAGAGACGAGAGCAGACAAGGUCAGAGCUCGGCAAACAGUCCAUCCCUUAGACGUGGGCAACGGGAGGGGGAGUCCGAGGUUCCACGGAAGAAAAUAAAUGCCUGUUGCAACGCGAAUACGCAUGGUAUGGCGUAAGUGGAGCGACGUGUGGAGUGCUUGUUCAGAGGCGGGCAGUUCUUCGCGUCUCAGCGCCGCGAGUGAGCCUGCAAAAGCGGCACAGGAACAGGCGAGCUGAGUGAAUCAGAGCCCCCGGCUGAGCACCGGGCACGUCGCAUUAUACAAAGGAGAAAGCCGGCGCCUCCUAUCAGGCAUCGGGCACAGUUAUAAUGUUACUGCCUUUGUUUUUGCCCCUCAUCGGGGCCUUGACUGUUAAAGGCGACUUCUUCCAGCUGGACAGCCUCUCGAACAUGUCGAGAUACUACCUAAAUUAUGUCUACUGUAAUAUUUGGGAGGAGGAGUGUAGGUCGCAACAAGAGGAUCCCACCAUCCAAGUGCCCACUGGAGAUUUUUGGUCUUCGCUUACCGCAGAUUAUAUUCAAGUGCUGUCUGAACUGUACUGCAGCUUUGGUCAGUGUUGUGAUAACGGAGACUGCAGAAUUCUUAAUAAUGUUACAGGUCUGGAGAGAGAUUUGGAGGAAAAGUUACAUGGACAGCAUUUGGCAAAGGAGGUGGUAGUAAAUGCUGUAAGAGGUUUUUUAAAGAAUUCCAUGCCAGAAAAAGCUCUGGCCCUUUCAUUCCAUGGAUGGUCUGGUACUGGAAAGAAUUUUGUAGGACGCAUGAUUGCAGAAAAUCUGUAUCGUGGAGGUGUGAAAAAUGAAUGUGUCCGCUUGUACAUUGCACCCUUCCAUUUCCCACAUGCAAAGCUUCUGGAUGUGUAUAGGGUACAAUUAAUGGAGGGAAUCAAAACUACAGUUCAAAACUGCCAGCAAGCCCUCUUCAUAUUUGAUGAAGCAGAGAAAAUGCACCCUGGCCUCCUGGACACCAUCAAGCCAUACAUGGACUAUUAUGAUAAUGUUGAUGGAACUGAUUUCAGAAAGUCCAUCUUCAUCUUUUUAAGUAACAUAGGUGGAUCUGCAAUCAACGAAUUGGCCUUGGAUAUUUGGCAUUCUGGACAGGACAGAGAAGAUAUUGCCAUGGAUGAUUUGGAACCAAGGCUGCGAAAUGAUGUACUAGAAUCACAGGGUGGAUUCUCACAGAGCCGGCUGGUUUCAGGAAACCUGAUUGAUUUCUUUGUGCCCUUUCUUCCAAUGGAAUACCGACACGUUAAACUAUGUGCUCGUGAUGCUUUCCGGGCUCGAGAAGUUGACUACACGGAACAGAUGUUGGAUGAGGUAGCAAAAGGGAUGGUGUAUUUUCCAAAAGAAGAAAAACUGUUCUCUACUCAGGGCUGCAAAUCUGUACCUCAGCGAAUUAGCUUUUUUUUGCCUUGACCAUACUUACAAAUAGCACUUUGCCAUGCGACAAGUUUUCCUUAAUUUUUGUAAGGAAAAGCUCCAGGCCUUUUUUUUUUUUUUUUUUUUUUUUAAAGGUGAUUUUAUUUGAAUCUGGCUCUAAGCUAGAAUGGUGGGGCAAUUUGUGUUCUACGCACUUUCACCAAGUUGACUGUUGUGGGGGUACAAAAAGUGUGUGGUGUUUACACAAGCAAAGCUGUAUUUUAAAAAUCUAAAGAGAAGACGUCUUGAAUGACUGAGGGUAAAAGAAUAUACCACAUAUCUGCCCUGUGGAUCAGGACGGAGUAAAAAUCAGCCAGAAGCAAACAGAUGUAAAAAUUGGCAUGUGGAUGAAUUCAACAAAGUUGCGGAAAAUGUGACAUUAAUACAUAAUGAAGCCACUAUACUUAAAACAUGAGUUUCCAUCAAGUACUGUCUGAGGCAGUUACAGCAUUACCACAAUGUAAUUCAAAGUCCAAACUGUUUUAUUUUGUGCAUCAGUCCCCUUUUAUGAAUUAUUUAUUUUAUUUUUAUGUAUUUUUAUGCAAAUGAAUGCAGAAAUGAAUGAAUAAGUAGGUUAGUAAGUGCGUAACGAGUAUUUCCUUGGCAUUGACACACUCUUGUUGUUGGCAACUAAAUCCAUGAAGGUUUUGCGUUGUCACCUUUCUAUUUUACAGUAUAUUUGCUAUUAUAUCCUUUUACUGGCGGCACGGGUAGCGCUGCUGCCUCGCAGUUAGGAGACCCGGGUUCGCUUCCCGAGUUCUCCCCGUGUCUGCGUGGGUUUCC